Molecule: messenger RNA, 3035 nt
Organism: Rhinolophus ferrumequinum (greater horseshoe bat)
Lineage: Eukaryota; Metazoa; Chordata; Mammalia; Chiroptera; Rhinolophidae
Gene: ACAD11
Product: acyl-CoA dehydrogenase family member 11
Exons: 20
Coding region: 146-2491 (781 amino acids)
Cellular component (GO): mitochondrion
Molecular function (GO): flavin adenine dinucleotide binding; oxidoreductase activity, acting on the CH-CH group of donors
Source: RefSeq, a predicted model, not a curated record
CGUUGUGUCAUUGGCUGGAGCCACGGGGCCCGCCUCUAUAGGCCUGCGGGCCUCGCUCCCGGCCUCGCCCACUGGCUAUAAUAUAGCUCUUCCCACGCAAAAAUUGUCCGUGGAUUCCUGGUUUCUGGGGCUUGCGGAGGCAAUCAUGGAGAACCGUGCCUCCAGCGAGCCCGGAGCGGCCGAGGUGCUACCCCAACACAAGUUCGACUACAGGGCCCUGGAGGCCUACCUAAAGGAGCACUUGCCCGGCUUUGAGGCCGAACCCGAGGCCAAGCUGAUUGUUACCCAGUACAGAUCAGGACAGUCCAACCCAACCUUUUAUCUCCAGAAGGGCUUUCAAGAAUAUGUACUCAGGAAGAAACCACCUGGUCCACUUCUUCCUAAAGCACAUCAGAUUGAUAGAGAAUUUAAAGUCCAGAAAGCUUUGUCUUCAAUUGGAUUCCCUGUUCCCAAGCCUUUAUUGUACUGCAGCAAUGCUUCUGUUAUUGGAACAGAAUUUUAUGUGAUGGAACAUGUGCAGGGUCGAAUCUUUCGUGAUUUCACAAUUCCUGGAGUUAGCCCAGCAGAACGCUCAGCCAUAUAUGUGGCCAUGAUAGAAACCUUGGCUCAAUUGCAUUCCUUGAAUAUACACUCAUUGCAGUUGGAAGGAUAUGGUAUAGGUGCUGGGUACUGCAAAAGACAGGUAUCAACCUGGACAAAGCAGUAUCAAGCUGCAGCUCAUCAGGACAUCCCUGCCAUGAACCAGCUAUCUAAUUGGCUAAUGAAAAACUUGCCAGAUAAUGACAAUGAAGAAAAUUUGAUUCAUGGAGAUUUCAAACUGGAUAACAUAGUGUUCCACCCUACACAGUCUCGAGUUAUAGCUGUACUGGAUUGGGAGCUUUCAACCAUUGGUCAUCCUUUGUCAGACUUAGCACAUCUCUCUCUAUUCUACUUUUGGCCAAGGACAGUUCCAUUUAUAAAUCAAAGUUCUCAUUUUCAAGAAGACGUAGGGAUACCAUCAAUGGAAGAGCUAAUAUCAAUAUAUAGCCGUUGCAGGGGAAUUACUCCCAUUCUUCCGAACUGGAAUUUCUUUCUUGCCCUUUCGUAUUUUAAAAUCGCUGGGAUACUACAGGGAGUAUACAGUAGAUAUCUUCUGGGAAAUAAUGUAUCUGAGAAUAGCUUUCUGUUUGCCAAUGUUGUGCAACCUCUGGCAGAAACUGGACUGCAACUCUCAAAAAGAACUUUGCGAACUGCACAACCACACGUUGACACUACCCGACAGUUGUUUGCACAGAGCAAGAGAGGCCAGGAAGUUCUUACUCAGGUGAAGCAUUUCAUGAAGCAGCACAUCCUUCCAGCUGAAAAGGAGGUAAUUGAGUUCUAUGUUCAAAAUGAAAAUUCAGAGAACAAGUGGAAAAAACCUUUAGUGAUUGAUAAGCUCAAGGAAAUGGCCAAAGCAGAGGGCCUGUGGAACCUAUUUUUGCCAGCUAUAAGUGGUCUCAACCAGGUGGACUAUGCCUUGAUUGCUGAGGAAACAGGGAAAUGCUUUUUUGCUCCAGAUGUCUUCAACUGCCAAGCACCAGACACAGGGAACAUGGAGUUGCUGCACCUGUAUGGAAAUGAAAAGCAGAAGCAGCAGUGGCUUGAGCCUCUUCUUCAAGGGAGCAUUGCCUCUUGCUUCUGCAUGACAGAGCCCGAUGUAGCGUCCAGUGAUGCCACAAAUAUUGAAUGUAGCAUCCAACGAGAUGGAGAUAGCUAUGUAAUUAAUGGCAAGAAAUGGUGGAGUAGUGGAGCUGGUAAUCCAAAGUGCAAAAUUGCAAUUGUUUUGGGAAGAACUGAAAAUACCUCUGCAAGCAGACACAAACAGCACAGUAUGAUUCUUGUUCCUAUCAGCACACCUGGAGUAGAAGUCAUCAGGCCCCUGUCAGUGUUUGGCUACAUGGAUCAUUUCCAUGGAGGACAUUUUGAGAUCCAUUUUAAUCAAGUGCGAGUUCCUGCCUCCAAUUUAAUACUAGGUGAAGGAAGGGGAUUUGAAAUUGCCCAGGGCCGCUUAGGACCUGGCAGAAUCCAUCACUGUAUGCGAAUAGUGGGUUUGGCGGAACGCGCUUUGCAGAUCAUGUGUACACGGGCAGCACAGAGGGUGGCCUUUAAGAAAAAGCUGUAUUCACAUGAAGUUGUGGCUCACUGGAUUGCUGAAAGUCGCAUUGCCAUUGAAGAGAUCCGCUUGUUGACCCUGAGAGCCGCCCACAAAAUUGACACUCUGGGCAGCAGUGGCGCUAAGAAGGAGAUUGCAAUGAUUAAAGUGGCUGCCCCUCGGGCCGCCUGCAAAAUUAUUGACCGGGCCAUCCAAGUGUGUGGAGGUGCAGGUGUUUCCCAGGACUACCCGCUGGCUAACAUGUACGCCUUGACGCGAACCCUGCGCUUAGCAGAUGGGCCUGACGAAGUCCACCUGUCGGCAAUUGCAGCAUUGGAGCUGCGGGACCAAGCCGGAAGCUUGAGGGCCAAGGUGUAAGGAGGCGGCACCGGCUCAGCUUUAGACAAACUUCAUGGGCUCCAGCAUUUGAAUCUUUCUAUUUUUGCAGCAGUUUAACCACAGGACUUAAUUACUUUCAGUAAAGAUUUGAGCAUCUAUUUUGAUCAGUAGGUUUUAUAAUUUCAAGGUGUUAGACUGUUGUCAUUCAGUCUAAUACCUAAGUGUUUUGUAUUUUUUAAAUACUCAAUUAGUAAAGAGAUAAUGAAGUAAAUGAGAGCUAAAGCAUAGGUAUAAAAAUAUUUUCACUUUGUCAUGAAUUGUUCCAUUUAAAUAAAUAUUCAACGAAUAUUUCCUCAUUACUUUGUAAAUAAAUAUAAUGGGCUCUCCUUUUUAACAUUGGUCUUAGGAGUUGGUUUAAUAUUUUGUAGUAAUGUUUACUUUGGAGAAAGAUGCUUCAUAUAAGUUUAUAAUUCAACAGGAAGCAUUUAUACAUAAUAUUUGAAUGCAGUUUUACUACAAAAUAUGGCAUAUUAUGACGAAAUAUAAUUAAGAAAAAUUUCAAUAAUUUAUAAUAUGUUGAUGA